Molecule: messenger RNA, 2045 nt
Organism: Chenopodium quinoa (quinoa)
Lineage: Eukaryota; Viridiplantae; Streptophyta; Magnoliopsida; Caryophyllales; Amaranthaceae
Product: protein UPSTREAM OF FLC-like
Exons: 5
Coding region: 351-1895 (514 amino acids)
Source: RefSeq, a predicted model, not a curated record
UAGCUAGACAUAUAAGACAGCAAACAUUAUAAUGUGACCAUCUGAUUCAUAGUACUCGUAACUCCUAAUUCCAAAAUCUACUGUUUUUUCUCUUUUUGUUUUAAUUUUAUUUACAUUUUUAAUUCCCUUUUAUCCCAAUAAAAAUCCAGGAAAUAACGCGACACGAGGUUUUGUUAUUUCACUUUCAAUGUCUGUUUUCUUCCCUUCAUUAACUCUUGUUUAGAAGACAGAAGAGAUCAAUGUCAGUGUAUAUAAAUAUCAGAGUAUUUUCUCUGUUACAAAACCAACAUUAUUUUGAAGUUUAAUGUAUACACUUUUUUUUUUCAACUUGAUUUGUUAGAAGUUGAGAGAUGGAUAAAGUGGAGGUUGGGAGAGUAGGAAGAUCCUCAACAAGUGAGAGAUUAGUAGAGGUAAAUUCGAUUAGUCCGACCCCGGAUAGCGCGAAAUUAACAUCAAUUGCCAGAAAAAGUUGUCAUAAACAAGUUCAACAACAUGAACAACACCCUAAAAGUAGAGGAAUGAAGAUGUUCAACAAGGUUCAAGUUGUGUAUUAUCUCACUCGGAAUGGGCAGCUCGAACACCCUCAUUAUAUGGAGGUCUCCCACUUAGCCACCCAACCCCUUCGCCUCAAAGAUGUCGUAGACAGAUUAGCGGUGCUAAGAGGGAAAGCAAUGCCUAGUCAAUAUUCAUGGUCUUGCAAAAGGAGCUAUAAAAAUGGAUAUGUAUGGAAUGACUUAACGGAGAAUGAUAUUAUCUAUGCUUCUGAGGGAUCUGAAUAUGUGCUCAAAGGAUCUGAACUCCUACAAGAGAAAGACUACUCUGAGAUAAGAUUAGAAGAGCUUCAAAUCAAAAGGGGGCAGCAAAGGCAAGACAGUCGCAUAAAAACAAAUGGAUUGGUGAUGAACAAAUCAAGUGGCACACAUGAAGGACAGAGUUAUAGACAAGUAGCAACCAAGCAUCAGGAACAAAAUGCUAUUGUUAAGAACUAUGAGCAUACUGACAAUAACAACGAUGAUGAUGAGGAGGAGGAAGAUGACGAAGAGAAGGGAAGCUGCAAUAGCUCAAAUGCGCCUUAUCCAGCUACUCAGAUGGAGCAAGAAGAAUCUUACUCCCUGCCUUCCACUUCUUCCACAAACUCGGACAAACAGCCGCCACCACCAACACAAGUAGCCAAAACAACUGCCUCAGAAUCCAAAAGAUAUGAUGAGAAAGGAACUACUAGAAUCAUUGAGGAGGAUGGGGAACCAGCAGUUUCCACAAGCUUGACUCGCAACAGCACGGUCCUCCUCCAACUGAUAGCAUGUGGAGGAGGUGGGAUAGCAGCUCCCCAGGACAAGGCCAAGGACAAACCCAAACCCAAUGUUGGGAGCAACAGAAACUUUAACUUCAGCAUGAAGAGUAGUUUUAUGCCAUGCUUGAAGCAGCAACUAAGUACUCGAGCUGUGAGUACAAGUAAUAAGGCGAUUCCUCUACGUGUUAAAGCAGGAGCAACAGGAAAUGAACAACCACCCUGCAGCAUUAAUCAGGAAGUGAGUAAGGAAUGUGAAGACGAAGAUAUGAUGAUGGUAAGGUACAUGUCUGAAAAUCCCCGGUUUGGAAAUUUACAAUCAGAAGAGAAGGAAUACUUCAGUGGUACCAUCGUCGAGGCCAUGAGUACUCAUCAUCAGCAUACUCAUUCUUCGGGCUCUGCCUCUAGUUACCCUCACCUCCCUCCUGUCUUCACCAAGUCUUCCUCCUACAACGAGCAAAGGAGCUGUAAGGCAGGACUACAAGCAGAAGCAUCAGUAGCCGACAUUGAUGAUGAGAAAGAAGACGCGAAAGUGAAAGGGUUUAUCAAAUUAUGUAUUCCUAGAAAGAAAAGUUUUUCUUCCACUGCUACCAAACAUAAUGCAUAAGUUAUGAGUUUAUGAAUCUCCCCCUCCCUUGUCAAACAACACAUCAGGUGUACUAGUUAGUUCCUUAAGUUGUUGUAGCAGCCUAGCAGGUGUAACAUACUAAAUGUCAGAGCAAUGUUUUUCUUAGGAAAGUAGGAAACUGGCUAAAUG